AUGAAAAAAACAUUGAACUCAACAUUAUUGAAGUUAUUCGUUCUCUUGAACGCUUCUUUCUUGACAUUAGCUGAUCUUGACAGAGGUCUAACAAUAGAUUUCUAGGUCUGGCUAAAUAAAAAUGGCUAUGGUUAAUAUGAAUUCGCUCAGGAGAGCUUUAUCGGUGGAGCUUUUGGAGGCAAAGACUCUGCUUCAGAUACUAUUGUUAACAGACCAGUCGUCUUUUUCCAUGGAAACUCUGAUAUUGCUGUUGGUCAACCCACCGAUAAAAUGGACUGGAAAUUUGGAUUUACAAAAUCAAUUGAGCACUUUAUGGCUAAUGGCUAUAAAAAGUCAGAACUUUACGUAACCACCUGGGGUAAUGGUGACUAUACUUAAGCCAAUAAGACUACUCAUAGCAUUGAGGCAGUCAAGAAAAUGAGAGCUUUUAUGGAAGCUGUUAUCUAAUACACUGGUGCUAGCUAAGUUGAUGUUAUUACACAUUCACUAGGUGGCACUCUAGCCAGAAGAGUAAUCAAGGGAGGCCAUGUAAAUGGUGCUGAGACUCCAUACGAAGUGGGUGAAUCUCUUGCACCCAAAGUUAAUACUCUGAUCACAUUAGCCAUUGGAAAUCUCGGUAUUCAUUCUUGCAGCGAGAUGCUUGAUCAACCAAUUUGCAACAAAAAGAAUGGUUACUAUCCAGCUGGACCAUACCAAGAUGGGCCAAGUCUUUACCUCUAGGAAUUAAAUGACAAUGUCAAGGAAGCUGAUCACGUAUACUCUCUAUUCUCUACAAAGGAUGAAGUUAUGUCUAAUAAAGACCCUAACUUUGGAUUUAGAACAAGUAUGUGGACAACUGUUGACGACUACCAUCAAUUCAAUACAGUUGAGUUCUCCCAUCUUUGCUUAAGAGACAUUACAGCUCCACUAUAACUCCACCUUAUGAAAAAUCAUGAUAUGACAAGCUUUGAUUUUAAUUCUCUUGACACAAGUGGAAAAGAUUGCUAUUUCUACUACCCAGAAAAAAAGAGUUUCUCAGUUAUGAUGUGA
This is a messenger RNA of Stylonychia lemnae, 1029 nucleotides long. The record is from the annotation of a GenBank genome assembly. Lineage: Eukaryota; Ciliophora; Spirotrichea; Sporadotrichida; Oxytrichidae.